AGGAACCAAAGGCAAGGACAUCAACACGAUCAAGUCUCUGCGAGUUCUGCGGGUCCUAAGACCGCUGAAGACCAUUAAACGGCUGCCAAAACUAAAGGCUGUCUUUGACUGCGUGGUGAACUCCCUGAAGAACGUCCUCAACAUCCUCAUAGUCUACAUGCUCUUCAUGUUCAUUUUUGCCGUCAUUGCUGUGCAGCUCUUCAAAGGCAGGUUCUUCUACUGCACCGAUGAGUCGAAGGAGCUGCAGAAGGACUGCAGGGGUCAGUACCUCGAUUAUGAAAAAGAUGAGGUGGAAGCACAGCCCAGGGAAUGGAAAAAAUAUGAGUUCCACUACGACAACGUGCUCUGGGCUCUGCUCACGCUCUUCACCGUCUCCACGGGCGAAGGGUGGCCAACUGUGCUGAAGCACUCGGUGGAUGCUACCUACGAGGAACAGGGUCCCAGCCCUGGCUACCGAAUGGAAAUGUCUAUCUUUUACGUGGUGUAUUUUGUUGUUUUCCCUUUUUUCUUUGUGAACAUCUUUGUGGCGUUAAUCAUCAUCACCUUCCAAGAGCAAGGAGAUAAAGUGAUGUCAGAGUGCAGCCUCGAGAAAAACGAGAGGGCUUGCAUAGACUUCGCCAUAAGUGCCAAGCCACUGACCCGCUACAUGCCUCAGAACAAGCAAACCUUUCAGUACAAGAUGUGGAAAUUUGUGGUGUCCCCUCCUUUUGAGUAUUUUAUCAUGGUCAUGAUUGCACUCAAUACCAUUGUCCUAAUGAUGAAGUUCUAUGAUGCUCCAGAAGCAUAUGAAGAAAUGUUGAAAUGCCUGAAUAUUGUGUUUACAUCCAUGUUUUCAAUGGAAUGUGUGCUGAAGAUCAUUGCCUUUGGUGUGCUGAAUUAUUUCCGAGAUGCCUGGAAUGUCUUUGAUUUUGUAACAGUGUUGGGAAGUAUUACUGAUAUUUUAGUAACAGAGAUUGCGGACACGGACAACUUCAUCAACCUCAGCUUCCUGCGGCUCUUCAGGGCAGCGAGACUCAUCAAGCUCCUCCGCCAGGGUUACACAAUCCGCAUCUUGCUCUGGACGUUUGUGCAGUCUUUUAAGGCCUUGCCUUACGUGUGUCUCCUCAUUGCAAUGCUUUUCUUCAUCUACGCCAUUAUCGGCAUGCAGGUGUUUGGAAACAUUGCUCUAGAUGAUGAAACCUCCAUUAAUCGGCACAAUAACUUCCGUACCUUCCUCCAAGCCCUGAUGCUUCUGUUCAGAAGCGCCACGGGGGAAGCCUGGCAUGAGAUCAUGCUGUCGUGCCUGAGCAACAGAGCCUGCGACCCGCUCUCCGGCCUCACCAAAAAAGAAUGUGGCAGCGAUUUUGCCUAUUUCUACUUCGUGUCAUUCAUCUUCCUGUGUUCCUUCCUGAUGUUGAACCUGUUUGUGGCUGUGAUUAUGGACAAUUUUGAAUACCUGACAAGAGACUCCUCCAUCCUUGGGCCCCAUCAUUUGGAUGAGUUUGUCCGUGUCUGGGCUGAAUAUGACCCGGCUGCCUGUUGCCGGAUUCAUUAUAAGGAUAUGUACAAUUUGUUACGUGUAAUUGCUCCACCCCUGGGCUUAGGAAAGAAGUGCCCUCAUAGGGUGGCAUACAAGCGCCUGGUGCGGAUGAACAUGCCCAUCUCACCCGACGAUUUAACCGUCCACUUCACGUCCACACUGAUGGCCCUGAUCCGCACUGCCCUGGAAAUCAAGCUGGCCUCAGGGGGGGUGAAACAGCACCAGUGCGAUGCUGAGCUGAGGAAGGAGAUCUCACUGGUUUGGCCCAAUCUGUCCCAGAAGACUCUGGAUCUGCUGGUGCCCCCUCACAAACCCGAUGAGAUGACGGUGGGGAAGGUCUACGCAGCGCUGAUGAUAUUUGACUUCUACAAGCAGAACAAGAACAGCAGGGAACAAGUCCACCAGCCGCCCGGGGGCCUGUGCCAGCCUGGACCAGUGUCCCUCUUCCACCCGCUGAAGGCCACUCUGGAGCAAACCCAGCCCACGACGUUCAGCAACGCAAAGGCAUUCCUUCGCCAGAAAAGCUCGGCCUCGCUCAACAACGGGGGCGCGUUGCCAGCCCCAGAGGGUGGGAUCAAAGAGUCCAGUUCCUGGGGGACCCAACGCACCCAGGACGUGUUUUAUGAAACCAGGGCACCAGCUUUUGAACGAGGCCACUCUGAAGAAAUCCCCAUCGAACGGGUGGUAGAAAUGAGGGAGAUCAGCCCCACACUUGUCAACGGAGAGCACCAACCAGGUCUGGAGAGCCAGGGGCGGGCGGCUUCCAUGCCACGCCUGGCUGCUGAGACUCAGAGGAGCAAAGCACGGUCACCUGGGAGUUACCUAGCACCCAUCCCGGACACGAGCCCCAUGAAGCGUUCCGUCUCCACGCUGGCCCCCCAGCGCCCUCACGCCAUGCACCUCUACGAGUACUCCUUGGAGCGCAUGCCGCCGGAGCAAGGGCACCACCACCACCACCACCGCUGCCACCGGCGGAAAGAGAAGAAGCAGAAGUCCUUGGACAGGACCGCCCAUCAGCUGGCCGAUGGAGAAGCUGUGGCCCAGUCUGGUGAGUCGUCUUCCAAGGACAAGAAGCAGGAACGCGGCCGGUCCCAAGAGAGGAAGCAGCACUCUUCCUCCUCCUCUGAAAAGCAGCGCUUCUACUCUUGCGACCGCUAUGGCAGCCGCGACCGUUCUCAGCCCAAGUCUACCGACCAGAGCAGACCCACCUCACCCAACGGAGGCCCAGAGCAAGGUCCACACAGACAGGGCAGUGGUUCAGUUAAUGGGAGCCCCUUGCUGUCGACAUCUGGUGCUAUUUGCCGGGGUCGGAGGCAGCUCCCACAGACUCCACUGACCCCCCGUCCCAGCAUCACUUACAAGACCGCUAACUCCUCGCCCGUGCACUUCACCAGUUUCCAAACCGGCUUGCCCACUUUCUCGCCGGGACGCCUGAGCCGCGGGCUGUCGGAG
Molecule: messenger RNA, 2971 nt
Organism: Apaloderma vittatum (bar-tailed trogon)
Lineage: Eukaryota; Metazoa; Chordata; Aves; Trogoniformes; Trogonidae
Product: voltage-dependent N-type calcium channel subunit alpha-1B-like
Biological process (GO): calcium ion import across plasma membrane; chemical synaptic transmission
Cellular component (GO): voltage-gated calcium channel complex; membrane; neuronal cell body
Molecular function (GO): high voltage-gated calcium channel activity
Source: RefSeq, a predicted model, not a curated record